GUUUCCCACUGGAUUCAUGUGUCCAGAGAUGAUUUCAGAGACCUAUUUGCAUAGUGAUGCUGAUCGCGUCCUACUAUACGUGAGAAAUGCAAUGGAAAAACAAAAAAAUAAGCACUUCAUCUUAUGCCCAUACUAUGAAAAGAAUCAUUGGGUUCUUCUGGUAUUAUGCAUGACUAAGCGUGAGGUCUACAUCUUUGAUUCUAUGAGGCAAAAGCGAAAUUUGGCAAUUAAGUUUCCAAUGACAAAUGCUUUUCGAAAUUACAAGACACUAGGUGGACAAUCUAAGGGAAGUAAACUGACAUGGCAUUUGAGACAGUUUUAA
Messenger RNA from Chenopodium quinoa (quinoa), 322 nucleotides. RefSeq lists its product as uncharacterized. The transcript has 3 exons. The coding region runs from base 17 to 322 and encodes 101 amino acids. Gene Ontology annotation, biological process: proteolysis. The record is from RefSeq and is a predicted model, not a curated record. Gene Ontology annotation, molecular function: cysteine-type peptidase activity. Lineage: Eukaryota; Viridiplantae; Streptophyta; Magnoliopsida; Caryophyllales; Amaranthaceae.